AUGUCCAGCAAUAAUCAAUCAGCGGAUGGUGCCCACGAAAACCCUUAUGGCUAUGUUCCCUCUCGAGCGACUGCAGUCAUCUUUAUCUUGCUCUUUGCAACCUCCACUCUCUUGCAUGCCUUCCAAGCAACGAAACAUCGCCUGUGGUGGUUCUUCUGGACUGCCUGCUUUUGUGGAAUUAUUGAGCUUGUAGGAUGGUCUGGGCGGCUUUGGUCUUCUUUCAAUCCUCUCAAUGGUUCUGCAUUUCAGAUGCAAAUUACUUGUACAAUCAUCGCACCCACACCCCUAUUGGCUGCAAAUUUUGUGAUUCUCGGGAACGUUAUUAAGAGGCUGGGCCCAGCAUUUAGCCGUCUCACUCCAAGGCGUUACACAAUCUUCUUUACAUCUAGUGAUGUUAUUUCACUUGUUGUCCAGGCUCUUGGAGGAGGAAUAGCUGCUUCCUCUAACGAUAACGCUGGUUCUAAGCUGGGAUCGAAUAUCAUGCUCGUCGGGAUAAUCUUCCAGCUAGUCAUCAUCUUGGUGUAUUCUGCAUUUUCCAUCGAGUUCUAUUAUCGAUACAAUACAAACCGUCCCUUCGAAGGCCGGCCCACAUCGGACGGGAUCCUGGGCAGUGCCCAAGGGAGACUCACCCCAAACAUAAAGCUCAUGUCCUAUGUCCUUGCAUUCAGCACUGUUCUGUUUUUCAUACGCUCAAUCUAUCGUAUCGCCGAGUUGGCAGAUGGAUGGGAUGGAAGGAUCAUCCAAACUCAAGUCUAUUUCAAUGUCCUAGAUGGUGCCAUGAUCAUUUUGGCCAUCUAUACUCUCAACAUAUUCCACCCCGGCAGACUUCUCUAUUCAUACGAAGAGACGAAGGAAGCAGAGUUGAGACAUAUCAACAGUGCUUGA
Messenger RNA from Psilocybe cubensis, 885 nucleotides. RefSeq lists its product as uncharacterized. Bases 1 to 885 code for a protein of 294 amino acids. The record is from RefSeq and is a predicted model, not a curated record. NCBI's taxonomy places the organism in Eukaryota, Fungi, Basidiomycota, Agaricomycetes, Agaricales, Agrocybaceae. The transcript has 10 exons. Gene Ontology annotation, cellular component: plasma membrane; fungal-type vacuole.